Messenger RNA from Physella acuta, 10620 nucleotides. RefSeq names its product zinc finger C3H1 domain-containing protein. Gene Ontology annotation, biological process: RNA processing. Gene Ontology annotation, cellular component: exosome (RNase complex); nucleus. Gene Ontology annotation, molecular function: protein binding. Lineage: Eukaryota; Metazoa; Mollusca; Gastropoda; Physidae. The record is from RefSeq and is a predicted model, not a curated record.
UAUAAUAUUGAUAUUAAGUUGCAACUCAGGAUAUUUAACUUAAUACAGUUAAUUAAAGUUAACUUUUAGUCCACCUAUGGAGAUUAAAUAAUGUCAGUAUCAGGUAUUAAAAAUAAUAUAAAAGAAGAAGGAGAGUUAUCUGAUGAAGAUGAAUCAGAAGACAACAAUAGUGAUGGCAGAAAUAAUUCACAACAUCUAGGUAGUUAUGGUAGCAAUACUGUGGCUAAGAGGGAUUUCACACCCUCCAAGCACCAAUCCUCUAGGUACGAUGGAGCUGACAGCUUCAGUCGUAGUUCUGACAGUGGAAAUAAAUCUCUUUCCAAAAGAAGGGACAAGAGGAGAUCAGAUGGAGAAAUGAUUCAGCGCAGUCACAGAUAUGACAGCAACUUGCGAUAUCGUGACAGGCCAGACUCCAGGCAAAAUGUAACAUCAGAUACAUACACACCAUCAAAGAUAUGGGCAAACAGGAGGUUUAGAGCCUCUUCUGUACGACCUUUGACUCCACCGAGGCAUUCCAAACCUCUGGUAGAAAAGUCAAUGAAUUCCCCAAUUGCUCAGCCUUAUAGGAGUCCUGCUGUUGAAUCCACUGCUGAAGAAGAAGACGAGCUGAAGCUGCUAGAAGCAAGACAGGAGCUUAUUCGUAAUCAGUUGAAGCAUCUAGAAGAGGAGGAGAAGGCAUGUAAGAUUGACGAAGACAUAAAUGAAAAAGGAAGUGACCUUUCACCUUUUGUGACCACUCUGUCAGAAGAGAGAGAGCUAGAGAAUGGUGAUCAGCCAGUUACUAGUACUCAGGCCCCAUCAGUGAUUGAAGUGGAGGAUGACAAAUUUACUAAUAUUGAUGAUGACUUGGAUGAACUACGUAGAUUAGCUCUUGCAACCUCAGAACGCCACAACCGUCUUGUCGCUUCAGAGCCCCAAAAUUUGCAGCAGGGUGCAGCCACUGGGGAGGUAUCUGUUGUGAUUAUCCCAGAUGUUGAACCAGAUCAGCCUAAGCCACCAGAAAUUAUUAUGGUGGAGUUGGAUGAUGAUGAAGAGGAAGUUGAUGAAAAUAGAAAAACUACCACGGGAACGACCAAGAUGAAAGGUAAAAAAGUGAAGGAGCAUCCUGGUUUGGUGAAGUCCACCGUCAUAAGUGUUGAAAGGAAGAACAGAGAGAGUAAGAAGAAAAAAGCAGAAAGUCAUAAAAAGGGAGACAGUAAGUCUCCCAAGGGAAGUAAGAGCUCUUCAGCCAAGAUUCUGUCUAAAGAAUAUGAGCGCCUGCUCACCUUAGCUAAGAAGGACAGGGAUAGAGCAAUGGAGGAGUUCAUAAAACUUCUUGAUAAAAAAGUGCCCAAAGUCACAGGAACUAUGAAAGAUUUUAAGAUUCAGAAAAAGAUCCCAAUUUUGAGUAAUAAAGUAGACAUUGCUAAAAGUCAGAGUGUAAUCAAAAAGCUUGAGCCUAAAAGUAAGAAAGUCCAGGACAAGAAAUCUGGCCAGCUCCAUGAUAACUAUGAUGAGGUAGAAAUGGAUAUUGACAGCGAUGCUGAAAAGAAUGGUGCUUCACUUACAUUGGAGAAGCUGCAGCUGGGAGAAAAUUUUAACCAAGCCAUGCAGCCCAUUGUCCCUUAUACCCCUUACUUUCCAGUUUUCCCAAUGCCUGUUCUCAUCCAGCCUCCACCACCUUCAAUACCACCUCCACCACCACCCCCACCACCUCCUCCCCUACCUCCCAGUAAUGAGAAGGAAAUAUUUUCUUUGGAAAGCAUGGCUGCGAGAAAUGUGGCCGUAGACCAACGAUGGGUUGUCAGAAACCCUCCCCUAAGGAUAGAUCCUUACCCUCAGUUUAUGAACCAGGGUGAGAGCUCAUUACAGCAGAACAUUGAGGACCCUAUAGCAGCUCGUCUUCAUCAAAUCAGAGAGGAACAGGAGCAGAAGAGAUAUGAGAGCAUGUCCAGACAUCCAACAACUUUUGCCAAUAGUAAUUACAACAGCCUGGCAGAGAGUAAGAGUUUUUCUGAUAGGUUUAUUUUUGUUGAAGGUGACGCUGCCCAUCUUCACCUGCCCCCGAGGCCUACUGUAGAUUAUUCUUCGCUAGACGAUUUUGGGGAAUCUCAAGAAAAUAGAAGAGUUUUUAUUAAUCAGAAGAAUAUUUCGCCUCAUAGGGAUGUGGCUUACAUCCAGAUGGAUAAAGAGUUUGAUUAUUUACAAAGGAUGUCUUCAUCUCCUGCCUCACAAGUUCCGAGAAAAUAUAAUUCAAAAUUCGGCGACCUAAGGGACCAAUCACCAUUAAACAGAACUUUACCACUCUCUCCAUCAGUUAGAAAUCGGGAUAAUUUUUCUAGUCACACUGAAAGUAACCAUUCUGAUUCAGAAUACCCUCUGCCCUAUUCCCCUGUAAGUUCUUACAGACUCGGAGAUGAAGAUUCAAGGAGGUACAGGUCACCAAGUCCAUUUAGAAAAUCUACUUUUAAAGAUACUAGGUAUUUGUCAGAUGAUGAAUCAACUGGUUACAGAGGUCUUCAUGAGUCCAAGAGUCACACAAGAGCAGCAGUACCUUACAGUCCGUAUCAAAGCAGGAGCUCAAGAGAUAUCUCAAAUAAAUUGUCUUACAGUCCAAAACAGAGCCUAGAUAGCUGGGCUAGAAAAUACGACCAGUCUCCUUCUCCACCUGGACAAUUUAGAAGAAAGAGCUUAAGUCCAUCCUAUGAAGAACACUUUCCCUAUGAACCUUCAAGUAAAAGGGCCAAGUAUUCUUCCCCUCCACCAUACAUCCCAACAUCUAUCACCCCAUCUGUCAAACAAAAUCAGGGCCAUGAAAGCCGCCACACUUCUGACUCUGAUGAAGAUGAUAAUCUGCUGAGGGAGAAGCUUCUUGCUACUGUAAUAGACAGGAGGAAAAGUAAAUUAAAGGAUGUAUCACACCAUAACAUGUCUCCGAGGCUUGUACCUACAGAACCCUACACAAGUUCAGUAAAGACUAGCCCAAAAGUCAACCAACCUUUAUCACUGAUGUCCUUAAGCAAAGGAAGAUUACCAGAGGUGGAUCACCUCAAGCUUCAUGAGUUGGAGGUUAAACAGAUGCUAACACCUGAAGGAUUUCCUGAUACUAAAAAUGUGGUGUCUGAUAAGCUUGAUACUAGUCCAGCUGCUCAACUGAAUAGUUUUGGAUUUGAUUUCCUUGUCACGGCCAAGGAGGAGUCUAAAGAAGAGAGUAUUCAGGCUAGGAUAACUCCCAGAAGUAAGUUGCAGGAGACUUCACAUCGUUCCUUGUCCAAUCUAAGCCAUGUCCUGAUAAAGCCUGAAGCCCUGCAGGCACUUCAUGUUAUAACCAAAGCUCAAAAAUCUGUUUCAGUUUUAUCUCCGAACAUAGCUAAGAGAUUAGGCCCUCAGCUAAAGACAGAAGCAAUACCUGAUGAAGUAGUUAGUGCAAGUUUUAAUUCAACAUCAGACUCAGAGCCUCUAAGGGAGGUAAUAUCAAGCACAGUUGAGCUAAAUGAAAGGCCAGUUACAGAAAAAUCACACAUGGUACAAAGGACUGCAUCAUCUGUGUCGUUAAGGCUGGGUCCGCCCAAGGAAAUCCAUAAAACUGAUACUGAAUCAGUUUUACCUGCAUCAGAUAGAGAUUACCCAAGCCACACUAAGCUACAGAGUAGCAGCUCACAACCUGUCAUCUCUAGUCAAACAGCCAGUAGCUCUGUCAAACACCCCACCCCCUCUUCUGAUAACAAUCAAAAAGUUUCCCAGGCAAGUCCUGAAAGCAGUAUAAAAAGUUCUACUGCUGUUUCUCAAAGUCUUUCAACUGCUACAGUCAGCAAGCUAGCCCAUUCCCCUGUGAGCAGUUCUGUAGCAUCCAGUUCCACCGGUCCAGCCCACCAGAGUGAACAAGCUAAAAGUAUAUCAACCCAGCUGGAUUUUAGUAACAGCUCCACAUACAACCCACCUCUCACAACAUCAGCCUCAACACUUGGCAAAAGGCAAUAUAAAAUGAGCCAAUCUUUACCUGUACAUCCUCAAGUGCUUGUACCCCUAGGCUCAUCAGGAAGUGAAGAUGAAGAGCAAGCAGAUAUCUUAGAACAAGAAAAAAUCAUUUUCUUAAAGGCUCAGGAACACCUAAAGAAGGCCACAGGUAAUCAAAGUAAAGAAAUUGAAUUUCUUCAAAAACUGGAGAUGUACCUUAGUUUGUACAAGCAAAAUAUAUCAAAUGACCAGGCGAAAGUAAACCAAUUGGUCAAAAAGGCGAUGAAAUCAGUGAAAGCCAAAAAACAGGCAGAGCUGAAGCGGGACAAACUGAAAGCACAAAUAGCAUCGCUAACUGAACAGAUGAAGGUGGCUGACAGGAUAGCACAGUCACACAAAAUGCAGAAGGAAAACACAGAGAAAGAAGCUCAGUCACUGCUUGAUAAGUUGGUUAAGAAAAAAGUGAUUUUAGCUGAUAAAGAAAAAAGUGUUAUUGCCUUUGGAAGGAAGCUCUUUGGACCAGCAUACCUACCUAGGUCUGUUAAACCAACUGUAAGGAAUGUACCUCAGGAUCCAGUAGCAACCAAAACCUUGACAAGAGCACAGUAUAUUGCUUUGGAGAAACAAAAACUCAUAGAAAAAGAAAAAGAAAUAGCUGAAAGGCUGAAAAAAUUAAAGGAGACAAAGAGGACAGAAAAAAGAAGUGAACCCCUGGCUAGAAACUUGACUGUGAUAAAACACAAUGAACUCAAAAUUAAACAGAAGUCUCAGGACGUCAUACGCAUUGACCAGAAUGUUAAUCCAGACCUGGUCUUACAGAGGAGACGGAAGUCACUUCUCGACAUUAACCCUUGCACAACCCCAAAUAUCCCUAUGACAAGGCACAGCAGGUUGAAGAGUUCCUCUUACUUAGGGAAAGAAAAUAAAAUGGACGAAGGUGUAAAAGACGUAGAAAAUAUAAAAUCAGGGUCUGCUACUGAAAACCUGGUUGACAGCUGGGGCCACAAAUUUGCCUUCAAGAUGCCCAGUGGUAUGCAGUUAAAAUAUUUAAGUAAAUUACAAGAUGAGAAAGUAGAAAAACAUCUCAGGAGUCCAGAUGCCAUGUCCUGUAUACAGAACCUACAUCACUACACAAGUCUUUCUAGUCCACAGCAAAAGUUACCAUCACAGUUAACCAUUCAAGAAGUAAAAGAUAAGAAAGUACCAAAGCAGUCUGCAAAAUUGGCUUAUACCAGUGCCUUACUCAUGUUUAGAUCCUACAGAUUAAGCUCAUUUUUUCGCACAAAAGAAAACCUUGGGUUUCAAAGUACAACAUACUCUCAUAAGAUCAACCCACAUUGUGUCUUUUGUCCUUAUGACUUACAAGGGACUUGCCAUGAUGAUUCAUGUCAACAGCAACACCCAAAAGAUUAUAAACUCAGUGAUACAGAACUUCUAGAGGACAUUGUUUCUUACUGUCCUAAACUAGCAGGGGCAGGAGACAACGCUUCAUCUGAAGACAUUAAAAGUUGUGUCUGCUCCUAUGUAGAGAAUGUAAUGACCAAACACAAAGGGAAGAUGACAGUUGAUGAGCUAUGUCUCUGGUUAUCUGCAGAAACAAGCUCAGCUUUAGGAAAACGUCAUCCCUACAUGAUAAGUUUAGAACCAAGAAAAUGGAAACCACUUUCUAAAGAAGAAACUGGGCUCAGCUUGUAUUUGGACCACAAGUUAAACAAGAAAGAGAUUGAGGGAAUAAAUACAGAGAAAAGACAAGCUGCAGAUAAAGACGCCAUUAUCAAUGAAGAAGAUGUGAGGUACUUUGCUGCUGGUUCUACAGAGUUGCUGUCUCUGGAGGCGGGGAUUAUGGAGGAUCAGACAAAUACUCAACUCUGGCAGAGGCUGGCCAGCAGGAAGCUCAAUGAUCCAAACAAGUCUCCAAAAGAAUGCUUAGACCAAGCUUUAAAUGUACUGGCCCGUGGCCUGGAAGUCAACAAAAGUGACCCUGGGCUCUGGCACCGCUAUCUAAUGUUGUACAGGAGACACCCAGAUGUGAAAGACUUUUUGCAGUACUGUCAGACAGCUUUAGAAUAUGCACCUUCAUAUGAUUUGUGGUUCCUGUAUCUCUCAACUCUUAAAACAUUUACUGAAAAGGAUGAGGUGUGCACUCAAAUCCUGGAAAACCUGGCCAAGGCCAAGCCUGGCAACAUCGCAGAUUCUGCAUUAGUUCAACCAUCAUCAGGAGACUUGACAGAUCCUUCUAGCACCUCAAACACACCACCCCUGUUACAAAAUAAUACAACAGAUGUAAAUACAGAUGUAAAUACAAAUAUAAAUACAGUAAUCAAUAACUCACAUCCCAGUACCAUGGCUGGAGACUCCAGUGAUGUUAACAUGUCUGAUGAUACACAACCCACUCAUGUAGAUUUAAAAAGUGGGAAGGGACAAGAGCGUGGAUUAAUUAACUCUGGAUACUGUGAUACUCAGAUGGAUGGUUGUGAUAGCAAUGCUAACAUUGGCAGGCAUACAGAAGGUAGAGCCAGUAUAAAAGUUCGGGGUCAGUCAACAUACAAGGUCACAGUGCAGAGGUCAUCACAUCAGGUGCUGGAAAUGGUCCUGAUCAAGGCUGGCCUCAACUUGCAUGCUGGGAAAAUUAAAACCGCUCUACAUUUCUUACAGGCUGUUUUAGGCUUAAAGAAGACACAAGUUAGUGACUUGAAGCUGGCAGAACUGCUGACUCCAGCAGAUCUACUCACCCUGUGGAUGGUCUACAUUCAUGUCCUAGAGUGGCAUCAACUGCCUGCAGCUCUCUAUGGCAUUGCUGAUCAGAAUCCAGGAAAGCUUCUAGCCAAGGACAAGAUAGUUCUGCCAUGGUCAUCCCAAACCCCUCUACAGACCAGUUUAGACCACCUAGUUAGUUUGCAUGCAACAGCUGCCAAAGUGUGGACAGGUAGUGAGAGAGAUCCAGAGACAACCGCUUUGUAUAUACAGAUCAUCAAGUCACUUGUUGCUUUGUAUUUAUCUCAGGGGAAAGCUGCAGAAGCUGUGAUAUGCUGUAGAGAUGCUUUAGCUACUAAAGAACUUGUUGAUAUGUGGCUGACUGCUGCUGAGUUGUAUGCAUCUUUUCAUGAUGUACAGGGAGUUAAACAGGUGUUUAAGGAAGCUUUAUCCAGCAACCCAUAUAACUCCAAAUUAAAAUAUUAUGAAAACUUGUUUCUACUACAACAGGGAGAAAAUGAACUGGCACUGCUGAACUUAGAACAAUUUGUGAUAUCUCAUUUUGACGCCAAGUCUAAUAGUUUGCACCUCUGUGAUCCUAACAUUUUAUUCUGCCAACUGCUCAAGCAAGAUGAAGGAUUCAAUCUUCAAAUGGCAAUAAUCAAAGAAGGAAUUCCAAGUGAUUUACAUAAGGACAUUUAUUUGUGGCUUUGUUAUAGCUUGUUAAUGGAACUGGAGGGAGAAACAACAGAAACAGUUGAGAUCUAUGAGAGGUCGUUAACCCAUGCCCAGUCAGCUGAUGACCUAGUUGUUGUGUGGCGGAGUUACAUUGGUUAUAUGGUGAGGUCAGGCAGCUGUAAGGAUAUACGUGACGUAGUCUGCCGGUCUAUAAUCUCCAUGCCCAUCAAGCGCCAGAUCCCGUUCACCACGUCCUCAGCAUCCACCUGGUUUGACUACGAGCCCAGCAGUCAGCUGGUGGAGGUGUGGCUAGAGGUGUUGCCCCCACAGGACAGGCUAGACCUGAUGGAGAUGUGUCUUGGCUUUUUUCCUGGAAAUCUUCAGCUUUUGCUUAGGGCCAUCAACCUCUGUCUGGAAGUAAACGAGACCAGAAGAGCCUACAGCUGGUGUAAAAUGUUAGCAGCACAGGAAGACAGGCCUGCCAACCUAACCUUCUGGAAGAUGGCCAUUGCUUUGGCACAGAUAGAGGGAACACAAAGAGAGGUGGAGCAGAUGUUUAUAUGCUGUGUAGAGACCAUGCCGCUAGCUGUAUCAGGAUGGAAAGACUUUCUGUUGUUUGAGGUGUCUCGGGAAAAUAUGGGUGCUGUUGAAAAAUUGCUUUCACAUUUGCAACAGUUAGGACUCAAUAUAGAUGGCUUUGUUGCCACUAUAUCUGCCCCUUAAAAAAAAUAGUGGAAAUUUUAACCAGUACAUUAUUUCAUUUUAAUUUCAUUAGUUCAGACAUCUUGUCAAGUUGUUUGAACUAUUAAAUCUAAAUUUGAUUUAAAAUUUAAAAAAAAAUGUUGCAUUCAAGAGAUCUGACAUAAAAAACACAAUCCACUGUUCAAAAUGUGAAUUGACUUCAAGUUUCAACCAGAGCAGAUCGAGUCCAAUAUUUCCAGGCUUAUAAACAGGUGCCCAGCUUGGGCAGUGAAAGUUUACUCAGGCCAAGCUUGAAGUCUCUGUAAACACAGUAAGUACUUAUUCAUGGGUUCAUGGCUGCUAUGUUGUCUUUAUAACUUACCCACAGAAGCAAGUCCUUGAAGCUUACAUUACUGUAUGCUUCUUGCUUGAGGUCAAAACAUCAUUUUUUUUCUAUUCCAAAGAUGAUAUUUGAAAUCAUUUGUGGUCUGUUUUUGUUUGUGGUUGUUAUUAAAUAUGUUGAUAUUUGGUAUAACAUCAAGAUAAUUCGGGUAGGCUUUUGGUGAAAAUGUGAGUGAAACGCUGUUGUGACUCUACUCAUGUUCAUGUUUAAUGAAAUGCCAUCACCUGAAAUUUUUUUUUUUCACAAUUGUGUUGACAGAAUAUAUGAUGAGUGGUAAUAUUCAUUAUAUAUUCUGAAAUUAUUUUAUGUUACGAAAUCGAUUUUUUAAAAAACAUUUUGAGUGAAUUGGUCAAUAGUUGAAAGCUAGCAACAGGGAUGGCUUUUUAUUGUCUCAUCUUGCUGAAGCACCUAGCACUGACUAUUUUCUAAGAUGUUGAACUCAUAAAAUGUUGUCACCUAUCUGACUCUGCACUUGCCGCUCAUUCUAUUUUAAGUGUCAAAUGUCUGAAUGUUACUGCGCUAGCUGUAACAUGUGAGGUGAUGUUGACAGUGACAAAACAUUUUGACACUUUUAGUGACCACUUAAGCCUAUUUGUCUUUCAAGUCUUUCUUAUUGGGGAUUGCCUUAUUUUUACUUGUUUAUUAAAAAAAAUAUCCAUGGCUUGUAUUAAUGUUUUGCAUGUGAGCGUUAAAAAUGUGUAUAUAUUAGCAAUGAAAUUUAUCACAUUGUGUUUUAUAACAAAGAGCCGCAGCAAUUUUUCGCAUAUCAGUUAAACUUGUUCACUGCUAAUUGUUUGCAAAUUCAUUGGAUACCGUUUGAUAAUUCUUUUAUUUUAGUUACAUUUUGUAUGGGAUAGCUGUAUAUUUGCUUUAUAGAUAUUAUUAAUAAACUAGGUUUGAUCAUUUUUGUCGAUAUUAUUUUCAUGAUUAAAGUUCAAAACCAGGUUUUAAAAAAAAUUCCAACAGCAUUAGGAUUUGUAAAUUUUUCAUCUGAUCUUCGGCUGUGUUCAGUUCAUUACCUCACAAACUGAAGAUGAUAAACUUUUUAAGAAUUAAAUUUUUUUUUUGUUGAAAAGUGACUCCUGCUGUACACUCAGACCUCAAAGAUUUAAAAUUAAGACAAUAUUUUAAAAAUAAACGUUUUUAGGCAGUAUAGCAUUCAAGUUUCAAAUUUAAGAGCGUUGAAAAUUAAAGUACACUCUUCAUAUUUUAAAAAAACCUAUUUUUAAAAAUUGUAUUAGUUUACAAGUUUUUUUUACAAUUUUAAACUAAAGUUAUUUUUAUAAUAAAUAUGGAAAUUAAGAAAAAUUUUACCUAAGUCUUUUUUUAAUGAAAAAAAUAGUCAGUUCUAUUUUCUAGUUGGUUAAAGUUUUUAACUGUUUUUAGAUAUAUUUUUGUUAGGUUACAAUAUUUACUUAUGUGAAAGUUAAAUUAUUUUUGCCGUAGUUUCUUAAGCUUUCAGUUUCAGUUAAGUUUUUCAGGAAAUAACUUUCAGCUGAACAAUCUACAAUAAAACUUUUGUUAUAUUGUUACUUUUAUUCAUUUCUCCGUUUUAGUUUUGUUUUCUCAAAACCCAAAAAGUGGGUUUUUGUUUUUGUGUUCCCUGAUUAAAAAUUAUUUUGAGUAUAACUGGCAAGCUAAACUGGGUAUCCAAGGCUUUAGCAAACUUCACAUAUUUAAACUUAUAACUUCAGUUAGCUCAUCAUAAAUGCUGAAAGCUAUAUUGUGAAUAUAUGCAGUGUUCUUCUUCUAGCAAGAUUAUUAUGUAAUUAAAUAAAUUAAAAAUUUUAUUUAAAAAAAAACUGUAAAAUUAGGAUAAUAUCAAGAAACAAAAUAAGGUUUUUAAACACCCAUAAACUGUUAAAAAUAUUUCAAACUUCUAAAUAAAAUUUCUUUUUUUUAAACUAGCAUAAAAUUAAAAAGAAGAAACGGUUAUGUAAAUUUAAAUAACAGUUAAAUUAAGAGCAGAGCCAGAUUUAUUUUUUAUACUGUUGUGUUCAUUUUAUUUAUCUAUGUAAAAAUCACUUUAAGUAAAUUAAAAAGUUUAAAGACAAUAAUUCAAUAAGUAAACUUAAAAUACAUUUUUGUUAAAAAACUAUUUGCUUAUCCUCACUUAAGUUUGUUUAAAACUUGUGCUUUGCUAUGUGUUUUGUAUAGCAAGCAUAUUAUUCUUGUGUAUUUUGUUGUAUGUAAAUAAGGGGGAAAGCAAUAAAAAGCUUUUCACUAAA